AUGAAACAAAAGCAAAAUGCUGGAUCUUCCACAACAACGAACGGAGGUGAUUUUCCAAGCCUUCUCUCUCACACUGGACUAAUGUUCAACAAGGGAAGUAUUUGGAUGGGAUUUCGGGUGAAUGGAAAAACAUUCUAUGUUGCACCAUUGAUGGAGGAUCACCAUACGGAAGGUGUUAAUUUUCAAAAGAUGGAUAUUUCCGCACCAUCAUCACGAUUUUUAUUACUUGAUGAUAUUUCAUCAUACGGAGUGGAAAAUACAGAAGAACAGAGGACUAUUCUCUACAAGAAAUUGAACAACUUUCUCUUGAAUAAUGAACAAGAAAUUAAACAAAAACUUGUUAAAUUUUGGGAUGAGAAUGUUUCACCUGCAAGGUUAUUUUCAUUGGAUGAAUUGAUUGCUUGUUUGGAUUUGGAGCAUGAGAAGAUUUGUUCCGAGAUUGGAAAAGUCAUUUUGCAAUUCUCUACAUUCUACAUUCUUACAGACAUGCCACACUUUGAAAAAUCCAAGCAUGAAAUGACAUUUAAAUCAAUUUCUAGAGAACAACUAAGAGAAAGUACAUUAAAGCUAAAAUUCACUCACCAAAUUGAUAAUAUAACCAAGGGAGAUGUAAAUAUAAUUUUGGACCAAGAGGAGCUUAUGAUUUUGAAAUACAGACUUUUGGAGUGUUUGAUGGUUCAAUCAGAAAGCAAAUAUUGGCAUGAAUUUUGUAAAUAUAUUAUUCCUAAAAACAAGACUAUGGAAGGAAAGGUCAAAUUUUGGUUGCACCACUUGGGAGUAGAGAUUAGUUUACCUGAAGCAUUAAUUCUCAAAUCAAAUGUCUUCCCAGCAGAGUUGAAUGACCUUGUAAUUAAGUGUAUUCUCAAAGUUGCUGACCCAAAGGAGUUGCAUCACAAAAUGAAGGAUAUUGUUCACUAUACUGGCUACAAGGAAAAGAUUCCAGAAUUCACAAAGGAUUGGAGAUAUUACGAUAAUGUAAUAACAAUUGAUUCGGAAGGAACUAUGGACAUUGACGAUGCCAUUAGUAUUUUGGAGAGUAAUUCAGAUAGCCUUAAGGUAGCUGUGCACAUAACCAAUGUCGGUCACUUCCUCUAUGAAUAUCUUGGAGAGAGUGAUAUUAACAAAUUAUUCCAGCAUCAUCUCUUUAGAGAAGCAUCUAGAAAAGUUACCUCUCACUACAUCUGCCUCCCAAAGGAUUCUCCUCUCUUUAGAACUACUGAUAAUCACGAGAGACCACUGACAGUAUUCCCGAUGUUGCCACCUUCAUUAUCUGAGGAUUUGCUCUCUUUGAAAACUGGAGAAAAAGUUGCAAUUACUUAUGAGUUUGAUAUGAAAGUUGGAGAACCUCCAAUCCUUAUCAAUAUUCAUCCUUCCAGAGUGAACAUUAUUGAAAAUACUACCUAUGAAAAAGUUGAAACUCUAUUCGACAGUGAUGAGAAUUGGGAAAAACUCUAUCAAUACUGUGCCCAGCUCCAAACAAGUCGUCUCACAAAUCAGCAAGUGGACAGACCUUACAUUGUUCCUCAUCCAUCUAGUAAUACUACAAGUGAUUUGAUUAUUUCAUCACGUAGAAGUCUAAAAGGAAGUAUUGUUAUUGGAGAAUGUGCAAUUUUAGUAGGAUCACUUGUAGGAGAAUAUUUCUCAAAGAAUAACAUUCCUGCUAUUGCCAAAGUUUUUGAAGAUGGCUUAACUAGAAUUAAAAUAAGCAACGGCUAUUUAUCCUCUCCUUACAUUCAACAAACCAGUCCAGUCAGAAGAUUUAUUGAUACAAUCAAUCAAAUUCAAUUAUAUUUACACUUGACAAGACAGGCAAUUCUAUCUGAAAAUCAAUUAGAACUAUUCAAGGAGAAAAUUGAUUCAGAGACUCAUAAAUCACAAGAUGUGGAAGAUGAUACAAUCAUGUAUUGGGUACUUUGUAAUUUGUGGGAAAAUUACAAAUAUGAUGAAAAUCAAGCAUCUCAACCAAAACAUCUAACAGGAAUAGUUGGAAAACCAAAAGAAGGUAAUCAUGUUAAAAUCAAAUUAGAUAAGGAAAGAUUUUGUUCAUUCAAAAUACUCUGCUCUAACAUUGAUCCCAGUCUUUUAGAUACAACCAUACAUUUCUUAAUCGAUUCAAUAGAUUGGGAAGAGUUAACUGUUAAAAUAAAGCAGUUUGAUUAGU
This is a messenger RNA of Naegleria gruberi, 2161 nucleotides long. Its product is annotated as exoribonucelase, VacB family. The transcript has a single exon. Gene Ontology annotation, biological process: mRNA catabolic process. Lineage: Eukaryota; Heterolobosea; Eutetramitea; Acrasida; Naegleriidae. The record is from RefSeq and is a predicted model, not a curated record. Gene Ontology annotation, cellular component: exosome (RNase complex); P-body. Gene Ontology annotation, molecular function: 3'-5'-RNA exonuclease activity; RNA binding. The coding region runs from base 1 to 2160 and encodes 719 amino acids.